Haplochromis burtoni (Burton's mouthbrooder) is the source of this 759-nucleotide messenger RNA. Its product is annotated as hepcidin. Gene Ontology annotation, cellular component: extracellular region. Bases 198 to 461 code for a protein of 87 amino acids. Gene Ontology annotation, biological process: defense response to bacterium; intracellular iron ion homeostasis. Lineage: Eukaryota; Metazoa; Chordata; Actinopteri; Cichliformes; Cichlidae. The record is from RefSeq and is a predicted model, not a curated record. Gene Ontology annotation, molecular function: 2 iron, 2 sulfur cluster binding. The transcript is spliced from 3 exons.
AUGGGUUUUCCCUGUCCUAUUGAUGCAAGCCUGUUCCCGACAGUAGUUUCUGUACUCUAAGUGACGAGGCAGCAGUGGAGCAAAUGAGUAUAAAUACCAGCACCUUUUCCCUCAGUCAACCAUCACAAAGGAGCUGACAAGAGUCAACGAGAGAGUCAAAGGAUCUGACCACCUUAAACCACUCAAACCUCCUGAAGAUGAAGACGUUCAGCGUUGCAGUUGCAGUGGCCGUUGCACUCAUGUGUAUUUGCAUUCAGCAGAGCUCUGCCACAUUUGCUGAGAUACGAGAACUGCAAGAGCUACAAGAGGCUGUGAGCAAUGACAGUCCAGCUGCUGAACAUCAGGAGAUAUCAGCUGACUCAUGGGUGAUGCCGUACCACAGACAGAAGCAUGGCAUGAAGUGUCGCUUUUGCUGCGGCUGCUGCAAUGCUGGUGUCUGUGGAUUGUGCUGCAGAUUCUGAGAAUAUCUACCUGCGAUUAUCACAUCAACCACUAAAUAUAGACUCUUAUACAUGAAAUGAUUUGACUGCUUAGCAUUUGUUAAAGUCUGACAGUGUUUCUUCAUCUGGUCGUCCUGCUGUAUCAGUGAACAGUGUACCAAGCAUUUGGAACUACAGUAUGUUAUUAUAUUAAAAAGUUCAGAGUCACUAUACUAUAACAUGUGCUGGGUUUUUUUUCUGUUUCUGUCUGACAAGAAUUAAACAUUAAUGGAAACCAGUGACAUGUUGCCUCAUACUCUUGCCCAUGUCGUAUAUGGUA